AUGUUAUGUACUGUCUUCUUUCUUUCUUUCUUUCUUUCUUUCUUUUCUCUAUUCUUAUGUUAUGAGCUCUCUUCUUUCUUUCUUUCUUUCUUUUUCUCUAUUCUUAUGUUUUUUUCUAUUUUCUUUUUUUUCUUUCUUUCUUUCUUUUCUUUCUUUCUUUUUCUUUCUUUCUUUCUUUCUUUUCUUUAUUCUUAUGUUAUUUCUUUCUUUCUUUUUCUUUCUUUCUUUCUUUUUUUUUCUUUCUUUUUCUUUCUUUUCUUUUCUUUUCUUUCUUUCUUUUUCUUUUCUUUUAUUCUUUAUUCUUUGUUAUUUUUUCUUUCUUUCUUUUCUUUCUUUUUCUCUUUCUUAUGUUAUGAACUUUUUCUUUCUUUCUUUCUUUUUUCUUUCUUUUUUCUAUUCUUUCUUUAUGAACUGUUUCUUUUCUUUCUUUCUUUCUUUUCUUCUUUUCUUUUCCAUGAACUGUUUCUUUCGUUUUUUUCUUUCUUUAUUUUUUCAUUCUUUCUUUUUUCUUUCUUUCUUUUUCUUUCUUUCUUUCUUUCUUUUUUUUUUCUUUCUUUCUUAUUUUAUGUUAUGAAUUGUCUUCUUUCUUUCUUUCUUUUUUUUUUUUCUUUUCUUAUGUUAUGCAACUUUCUUUCUUUCUUUUUUCUUUUUUUUCUUAUUUUUCUUUUUUUUUCGUUUUGUUUCUUUUCUUUCUUUUCUUUCUUUUCUUUCUUUUCUUUUCUUAUGUUUUUUUUGUCUUCUUUCUUUCUUUCUUUCUUUUCUCUUUCUUUCUUUUCUUUCUUUCUUUUCUUUUUUUUUUCUUUCUUUUUUCUUUCUUUCUUUUUUUUCUCUAUUCUUAUGUUAUGUACUGUCUUCUUUCUUUCUUUCUUUCUUUCUUUUCUCUAUUCUUAUACUGUCUUCUUUUUUUCUUUCUUUCUUUCUUUUCUUUUCUUUCUUAUCUUUCUUUCUGAACUUUCUUUUUCUUUCUUUUUCUUUUUUUCUAUUCUUUGUUAUUUACUGUCUUUUUCUUUUUUUUCUUUCUUUUUUUCUAUUCUUUGUUAUGUACUGUCUUCUUUUCUUUUUUUUUUUUUUCCUAUUCUUUUUAUGUCUUCUUUUCUUUCUUUCUUUCUUUUUCUCUUUCUUAUGUUAUUCUGUUUCUUUUUUUUUUCUUUUUUUUUUUUCUCUAUUCUUUUUUUGAACUUUCUUUCUUUCUUUUUCUUUCUUUCUUUUUUCUUUCUUAUUUUUAACUGUCUUCUUUCUUUCUUUUUUUUCUCUUUCUUUCUUUCUGUCUUCUUUCUUUCUCCUUUCUUUCUUUUUCUUUGUUUCUUUUUUUUUUCUUUUUUUCUUUUCCCUCUUUCUUAUUUUCUUUUUUCUUUUUCUUUCUUUCUUUCUGUUCUUAUGUUUCCUUCCAGUUUUUUUCUUUCUUUGUUUUCUCUUUCUUUCCUUUCUUUCUUUCUUUUCUUUCUUUUCUUUUCUUUCUUAUGA
Molecule: messenger RNA, 1464 nt
Organism: Acanthosepion pharaonis
Lineage: Eukaryota; Metazoa; Mollusca; Cephalopoda; Sepiida; Sepiidae
Source: the annotation of a GenBank genome assembly